Molecule: messenger RNA, 2643 nt
Organism: Bombina bombina (fire-bellied toad)
Lineage: Eukaryota; Metazoa; Chordata; Amphibia; Anura; Bombinatoridae
Gene: MCMBP
Product: minichromosome maintenance complex binding protein
Exons: 16
Coding region: 95-1996 (633 amino acids)
Biological process (GO): DNA-templated DNA replication
Molecular function (GO): chromatin binding
Source: RefSeq, a predicted model, not a curated record
GUUCCGCCUCCAUGGGCGAUGACGAUCUUUUCCCGCCAUUGCUGGGCAGUUCCUAUCUGUCCCUGGUUAUAACGUGCGGCUUGUUGUUAUCGUCAUGACCGGUGUGGAUGACUGGAUUAGCUCCCCUCUCACCUUGGUACAAGGCUUGUUCGUUCAAAAUGGAGGAAAUAAGGACUGGGAGAAGAAAGUCACAGAGUAUUUCCAGGAAAAGCUGCAAGAAAAUAAUUCUUCUGCCUGGGUCCCCUGCUUGAAUGAUGUUCCCCUACAUUACCUUAAACCAAACAGCCUGGUGAAAUUCCGUUGCUUGAUACAGGACAUGUUUGAUCCUGAAUUUUUUAUGGGAGUGUAUGAAACUGUUGAUCAGAGUACGAAUUCCAGGGUUCUACAUUUUGGGAAGUACAGGGAUAUUGCAGAAUGUGCACCCCAACAGGAGGUAGAUUUAAAUUCCAAUCAAACAGUAACUUCUGAGAGACAGACCUUCUACUGCGUGCCUGUGCCUGGGGAAUCCAACUGGGUGAAAGAAGGCUAUGCCAGCUCCAGCCAGGCAAGGGUGUGCGCUUCAACUUCCUAUACCCCGAAUCGACAGAAAAGAAGCUAUGAAGAAGAUGAGGAGAUGGGUCCGCGUAAGGAACAGCACACAGGUGAGCUUAGGUUAUCUUCUGGAUGUGGAGAGACAAAGAGAUUAGAAACUGAGGCCCCAGCAGCAGGUGAGCAGCACACAGCAGCACCAAAUUGUGCCACAUCCCUGGACCUUAAUUUCCCCCUUCCUGGAGAGAAGGGUCCUGCUUGCCUUGUUAAGGUUUACGAGAACUGGGACAGCUUUAAAGUAAAUGACGUCCUUGAGGUGUAUGGGAUCUUGUCAGUCGACCCUAUUCUCAGCUGUGUGAAUGAGGAAAGGGAUUCAUUGUCUGCUCUAUUGGAUCCUGCUGAGACUAUGGAUACUUCAGAAGAGCAUCGUGUACAUAGCCCUCCGACUUCGCUAGUGCCCAGAAUCCACGCAAUACUUGCUCACAAGCUGCAGCACAAUAAUCCGCUAUUACCGCCCAGUCUUGAGGAGCCAGAGGGCAAACUCUUUGUUUCCAGCUUCAUGUCUGAGCUUUCAUCUGUAAGAGCGGAGCUCCUGGGUUUUCUCACACACGUGUUGCUAGGGGACAGCCUGGCAGCUGAAUACCUCAUAUUGCACUUAAUCUCCACUGUAUAUGCUCGGAGGGAUGUACUUCCCCUUGGUAAAUUUACGUUAAACCUCAGCGGUUGUCUUAGGAACGGUACAUUUUCAGCACAUCUCUAUCAAAUCCUGCAGCAGUUGGUUCCUGCGUCGUAUUACUUGAGCAUGACUAUAGAGAACAUGAACAGUUUGCGUUUUAUCCCACAAAAGGAUUAUUCUGCAAACCGCCUGGUGAGCGGCCUCCUGCAGCUCUCUACACACACAUCGCUGCUGGUUGAUGAGACCGUGCUGGAGCAGGGACAGCUGGACACACAAGGAGUUCACAACGUAACGGCUUUGGGAAAUUUGAUAACAUGGCAGAAAGUAGAUUAUGACUUCAGUUACCAUCGGAUGGAAUUUCCCUGCAAUAUUAAUGUCCUUGUCACCUCUGAGGGACGAUCACUUCUCCCUUCUGAUUGCCAAGUGCACUUGAAACCAGAGAUUACACCUCCUAACCCGGAGCAGUACAUGAGCGCCCUUCUUACAGCAUCCCUGCCAUCCAUGCUUAACAAGUUCCGUGUCUAUCUGACCCUUCUGCGACAGCUAGAUUACAGCAUAUCUGAUGAGGUUACCAAGGCUGUUGAAGAUGACUUUGUGGACAUGCGAAAAAAUGAUCCCCAAAGCAUCAGUGCUGAUGAUCUGCACAGGUUACUUGUCGUUGCCAGAUUACUGUCCUUAAGCGCUGGCCAGACCACACUGUCCCGAGAGAGGUGGCUGCGUGCGAAACAGCUCGAGAUGCAAAGGAAAAACAGAUUGCUAGAGCAUAAAUUUGUGAACGGAAAUGAACUUUAAUGACAAAAGUUUUCUAUUGAAUUAAUGCGCACUUACAUCUUGCCCGCUCUAAGGGGCUUUUUUUUUGGACAGCAGUUUUACGGAUGUUUUCUUUGUAGAGGAAGUUUAAGUAAUGUUUUAACUACUUUGCUACCAGUAAAUACGGAGAAUCCACAUCUACAUCAUCGUUCUCCAAGAAAGCCUUGUUCUCAUUUUUGUUUUUUUUGCUGCAGUACAAUUUUUAUUAUUGCCCGCCCCCCACCCACUUUGUAACCCAUGAAAAAUAAUGGUGAUUGAUAUGUUUUGAUAUUAAAGAUUUACUACUGACUAUAGUAAAGGUUGGUGUUCCCACUUGCACUUUCGCCAGUCCUGUUCAUCGGGCUUCAGUGCACACAUGGGUUUAUACAGACUAACACUUAAAGGGACAUUAAACACUGAGCAUUUCAGUUCCUGUUUGAAAUGGAAGUGCAGAACACUUAUACUCCACACAGCCAUUUGGCUUCUCACUCUAGUGACCUAUUUAUAACUGUCCCUAAUUGGCUACAGCAGAGAAUGUAACCUAAGUUAUAACAUGGCAGCUCCUAUUGUUUUAUAGACACUAAAACUUAACACUUAUUGUGUCAAUAUUUAAACAACUAGUGAAACAUUAAAAAUACAUCUACAUGUUA